ACAGUUUCGAAUCAUCUCUAGUUCAAUUGCAUUGUAUAUAAAUCACAAGAAGAUAAAAGGGCUGUUUGCACAUUUAGAACUUCAGUUUGGAAGUAUAUACAGGACAGUUAUCAUUGUUUAGAAAUAAAAUAUCCUUUGAUAACUGAUUGCGGGAUAAGUUGUCGGCAUUUCAAUCAAAACAUCUGGAUUUUCUUAAAGUAUAUUGAGAAUGACGAAAAUAUCACUGAUUCCAUUGCUUGCGAUUUUCUUCUUACCAGUCAUUGCAGCGGGUGGUCAGUGUCCGGUUGGAUGUUUCUGUUUGGCGGGUUAUGUCACAUGCUCUGGCCUAAAAUCUAUUCCUCCCGGUUUUCCGGACGACACACGUUCUGUUAGUAUCACGAAAAUCGACGCAGACGAAAUUCCAGCGGGAAUUUUCGACAAGCUUCCUGCGUUGGAAUCGAUUGAAAUUUACAGCGGAAGUGUCGGUAAAAUCUCAUCCGGUGCAUUUAGUUCCCUUUCUUUAUUAGAUCUCAUCAGUUUGAGCGAAAUGACAAUUGGAACAAUAGAAUCAUAUGCUUUUAGUAACAUUACAGACAUUGGAGCCAUUUCUCUGUACAUGUCAACAGUUGGUACAAUUGAGCCAUAUGCUUUCACCGACAUAUUUGCCCUGGACGAUAUAAAACUAUUCAUGACUGAGGUGACAAACAUUGAGUCAUUUGCUCUCAGCAAUAUCGACGAGCUUCUGCACUUCAGUUUUUAUACCAACGAUGUUGAAACCAUGCAACCGUAUGCCUUCUUAAAUUUCUCAAAUGUGCAUGAGUUUUCAAUGUACCUGAAUAAUAUUGGCUACCUUGGCUGUGGUAGUGCUGAGGCAUUGCUAGAUCAGACAUAUAAACAUUCGUUUUAUUCGAACAGCGUGAAUUGCAGUUGUGAUCUCACUUGGAUAUCACAUGAUCUCAGCCUGAAAAAGUACCUCUUCUCAAAUUGGUGCAAGGUGCCAAACUCGGAGGAGAAAGUCUUUUGGGAAGAUGUUUCGUUAGAAACUCUGCAGUGUAGUGCCAAUGAAAAUUAUGAGUGUCCAUCAGCAGCAUCCGUACAAGCGACACUUGCGACCAUCGGCACGACUUCACCAACUUCUUUAGUAUCGUCAACAUCAUCAUCUGUUUCAUCGUCACCUGCAACAGGGUCUCCGUCUCGUUUAACUGAGUCCACUUCAACAGAAACGUCUUCCGGAGCAUCGAGACAAACAUUUAUACCCCAAAGAGCCACUGGAACUGAAUCAUCUUCAGCGGCAUCACGAACAUUUCUACCUCGUGAGUCUAUCUCAGCUUAUGCGUCUUCACAAGUACCUCAAACAACAUACCUACCUCCUAAGUUCAUUUCAAAUGUAGUUUCUUCAGAAAAACCAACAGAAGCACGCCUACUUCCCGGACAAUCGUCACCAGAAAGUGUGACAAAACAAAUUAAGACACAUUCUGAGUUCUCCACGUCACCAGAGGCAACAACAACAGCCACAAAAGCCGCACAAUUUUCCACGAUUGAUGUUAAAUUAGACUCGACGAAAUACGUACCAAAACAUACGAAUCCAAAUGUUGUGAUUCCCAACAAAACUGAAGAAAUAAAAGCUGAAACUAGGACUAAACCAUCAAAAAACGUGCAAGAGCCACAAAACGUUUCAUUUAAAACAGACAGAUCUAGUUAUAAUGUAAAUGGGUCUGAAGCAAACCAUUUGUGUUUGUUUCUAAUAGUUCUAACACUUGCGAUCGCUUUGAUUUAGCAUUUGAUAGAGUAGUGAUAUUUAUCUAACUUUAUGAUAUAGAUGUUAUACAUUGGAAAUACAGAAUUCUUUAGCGACCACUUUCAAUUCUUAAGUAUAUUUUGUUGAAAAGAAUUUUAUACAUAUAAUUAUCAUCAGUUUGUAUUGUAUUUAAUCGAAUGCUAAAUAAGCAAUUUCAGGCUGUGGCCAGUUUACUUACCGAUCACUGAAAGUCACACUCCUGUUCAAUACUAUUACAAUCUGUGCUGACUUAUAUAGAGAAUGAGUCAUCGUAUAGAAAAAAACUACAAAAUUACUAGGAUAAUUUUAUUUUAAUACUUUUGAAUUACAACAUUUUCUAACCUUGGUUUGAACAUUUAGUUAAGGCGCAGAAAAAUGUCUGUUAAUACAAACUAUUGUUAAUCAAAGGGUUAAUAUUUGCGGUAGCAUAUUAGCAUGAUAACCCGGAUAUUUUGAAACACAUGAGACAUUUGUAGUCAAAUUUGCCUUUUUCAUGAUGAUAAUUUGUGUUUUUUGUUGUUGUUGUUGUUUAAAUCGUGAUACACUCAAAAAUCUUACAUCUGCAAUACUAUUCUAUUAAUAUCAAGCAUUAUACAAUUAUCGUUUCAGGACAUGCUGUCACCAUUUGUGUGUUACAUAAUUCUUUCAUUUAAGCUUGAUAUCUUGAAACAAUUUUGGUAAAAAAUAAGUGUGAAGUUGACUGGUUGGAAAUUUUACUCGUUGUAGUGAAAAAAGAUGAACGACUGGUACAUUUUACACAUUGUCAUAUUAUUGUACACAUUCUAAAUAUGAUUCUAAUUAACUUAUAUUUGCAAGGAAAGUUAUAAAGCUAAGUGCACACUUAUUAUUUAUUUAUUUGAAAAAAAAUGUUUAUGCUAUUAGACCUUAAUAAAUUUAAAAUCCUGAA
This is a messenger RNA of Mercenaria mercenaria, 2663 nucleotides long. Its product is annotated as leucine-rich repeat-containing protein 4-like. Bases 209 to 1756 code for a protein of 515 amino acids. Lineage: Eukaryota; Metazoa; Mollusca; Bivalvia; Venerida; Veneridae. The record is from RefSeq and is a predicted model, not a curated record. Gene Ontology annotation, cellular component: plasma membrane. The transcript is spliced from 2 exons.